This is a messenger RNA of Branchiostoma belcheri (Belcher's lancelet), 3384 nucleotides long. RefSeq names its product echinoderm microtubule-associated protein-like 2. Bases 50 to 2188 code for a protein of 712 amino acids. Gene Ontology annotation, molecular function: microtubule binding. The record is from RefSeq and is a predicted model, not a curated record. Gene Ontology annotation, cellular component: mitotic spindle. The transcript has 19 exons. NCBI's taxonomy places the organism in Eukaryota, Metazoa, Chordata, Leptocardii, Amphioxiformes, Branchiostomatidae. Gene Ontology annotation, biological process: microtubule cytoskeleton organization.
CAAAACCCUCACAAGAAGGGAGUCUACCGUGACCAUUACAUCUGUCAACAUGUCAAAUAAAGAUGAAGAGGCUCCAAAAAAGAAGGGAAUGUUCGGGUCGAUGAAGAAGUUUUUUGGUUCCAAGUCGAAACCCAAGAAGGAAGAAAUCCCCAUAGAAACCAUCAAGGAGCCAGAGAAACCCAAGGAACCAGAAGUCCCCCCUCCCGAUGGUAAACCUGUGACAGUGAACAUCAGAGGGACAGACCUGGAUGUGUACAUACCGGACAGGUACUGGUGCAGACCCGUCAAUCACAAAUACCCGGAACACAAGCUCAGUCUGGACUGGGUGUAUGGUUACAGAGGCAAUGACUGCAGGAAUAACCUGUUCCCAUUGGCCAGCGGGGAGGCAGUAUACUUCACUGGGACUGUGGCAGUUAUCUACGACCAUUUACAGUGUAGACAGAGACACUAUAUGGAACACACGGGGGAAAUCAGGAGCAUUGCUGUCCACCCAGACAAGGUGACAGUGGCUACAGGCCAGAAUGAGGUGCAGUAUGACUCCUACUCUCAGGCACAUAUACGGAUCUGGGACUCCAGAACGCUUCAGACCCAGAAGGUGCUGGGAACAGGGGCCUUGGAGAAGGCAGUCAUCGCCUUGGCAUUUUCAGGGACACUGGACCGACUGGCUGCUAUUGACAGUAGUGAGGGUCACAUGAUGUCAGUAUGGGACAUCAAGUCAGGGAAGAAACUCACUGAAGCACAGGUUGGUACAGAGGUGGUGUGUCAGGUUGGGUUCAGCCCCAGGAGUCCAGACACAGUAGUGACAGCAGGGAAGGAACACCUGGUCUGGUGGGAGUUAGGUGUGGAGACAGGCACUCUACAGGAGGUGGCCAGGGCUAACUAUGAUCAACGGUACAACAAGGCGAAGUACAUCAUCUGCUUCCUGCACAACGACCGCGGUGAUCUGAUCACAGGGGACUCCAACGGGACAGUGUUCGUGUGGGGAGAAGGUGGAAACUGCAUAACACAGGCUCUAAAGCACAUUCAUGAGGGUCCGGUAUUUUCUCUUCUGAUGAUGAAAAAUUUCCUCCUGACGGCCGGCAGGGAUGGGAUGGUGUACGCCUUCCCAUGGGGGAAAAACAUGGAGCACAUGGGCUUCUCCGCUAGUUUACAGGUCCCCAGAAUAGAAGGAGGGAUCAGAAUGCAGUGUGUAACAGGAGAUGGAUCCGUGUUACUCCUGGGCACAACUGUGAACUCCAUCCUGUCUGUCAGUCUGACUUCAGCAGGAUGUCCACUACUGGGCGCCUCACUAGACAAGGAUGUGGUCACACAGGGUCAUUUUGAUGACGUGAAGGCCAUUUGCCCCCAGCCUUCCCAUGCUGCCCCUGGGCAGUUUCUGACAGCAGGGAAUGAUGGGACAGUCUGUAUGCACGACUCUGACUCCCACAGUCUGCAGUGGAAAUAUGUCAUCAAGGGAGCGACUAUCCAGUGUGCUGACUUUUACCACCCUGGGAGUCUACCUAGAGUUGCUUUGGGAACAAAGGAUGGCAGUGUGAUAGUGCUAGAGGUGAAUGACAUGGACGAGGUGUCAGAGAUGUGCAGGGCCAGCAAAACUGCUAGGGGGCGCAUCACAGUCAUCAAGAUAUGUCCAGAUGGAGAGAGGAUAGCGGUUGGUUGUCAGGACGGUUCGGUGCAGAUCCUGCAGCUGACGGACUACUGCAGCAAACUGGAGCUGCUGGGGAAGUGCAAAGGUCACAAGGGCGCCAUCACCGGUCUGGACUGGUCAGCUGAUCUGCCCACGGGAGGGUACAUCAUUCAGACCAGCUCCAGUGACUACCAACACUUUCUAUGGGAUGUUGACCAGUGUGUGCAACUGACCGACAUGGCCGGACUCCGGAACACCGAAUGGCUGACCUACAACUGCAUGCUAGGAUAUGUGGUCAAAGACAUUUGGAAUGCAGGGCUGGAUGGUCGGGACGUGCGGACACUCGACAGGGCACCCAACUGGAGACAUGUAGGCACAGCUGACGAGAGAGGGGAGAUCCACAUGUUCACAUACCCCUGCGCACACAAAGAUGCACAAGCUGACACCUACAAGUGCCACAGUAGCCAGGUCAGCUGCCUGCGCUUCCUGCACGAUAACAUCCACCUGGUGACGGCUGGGGGGAAGGAUACCAGCAUCUUACUGUGGAAAAUCACCAGUCAGUAACCGUGGCAACAGAUCUGCAGUCAGUAACCAUAGCAACAGGUUUGCAGUAACUGUGGCAACAGAUCUAUAGUAACUGUGGCAACAGAUUUGCAGUCAGUAACCAUGGCAUCAGGUUUGCAGUAACUGUGGCAACAGAUCUGCAGUCAGUAACCGUGGCAACAGAUCUGCAGUCAGUAACCAUGGCAACAGAUCUGCAGUCAGUAACCAUAGCAACAGGUUUGCAGUAACUGUGGCAACAGAUCUGCAGUCAGUAACCGUGGCAACAGGUCUGCAGUUAGUAACCAUGGCAAUGGGUUUGCAGUCAGUAACUCUUGCAACAGAUCUCCAGGCAGAAGAUCCAGCUUUGCAGUAACCGUGGCAAUAGAUCUCGUCAGAAUUCGUAACUGCAGAUCUCCAGGCAGAAGCCGUAGCAACAGGUCUGCAGUCAGUAACCAUAGCAACAGAUCUCCAGGCAGUGACCAUAGCAACGGAUCUCCAAGUGAAACAUAACAGACUUCUUAACAUUGUGACAAAUGGAACGAUUUUAUGAUCAGCAUUGAAUUCAAUCUAUUGAGAUUUGGUCAUAAAAUAUACUAAUAUGUGGAUAUCAAAAUACUAAAUUGAUAAUAUAUUUAUAUUUGCAGCUGCUUUUAAGCAUGUUUGUGUUGGAAUGGUGCUCUCCUUGUGUGCUUGUGUGGAUCAUAAGCAUUGUUUUGUCUAGUACAUUUGUAGUGGCCUUAUGUAAUGAUUCCAGAUCUAGACAUAACAGCACUUCAAACACAGGACCCUCGGAAAACAAGAAUACCAAAGAUGUAAAAUAAAAGAUGGACAUUGGUGUAUUUAUAUUCUGUGACUCUUAAAGGUGAACAUUUGAGUGUAAAUUUUGUUACAUUUCUGUUGUUGCAUGGUACAAGUUAUUGUGAUAACUUACGGUGUAUAUGUGGUAUUUUAAUGGGUGUAAUAUAUGCAGUUUCAGAGUAAAGAAUAUACCUUUUUGUCUAUUAGUAGGCAAAUAUUAAAGGAACUAACUGUAGCCUAAAGAAUUGAAUUUACGUUGUAACAAGUCAUGUUAAGUCAGUGCUGCUUUGACUAUGGGCUUUUUCAGCCUUGAAAUGUACUGUAGUGUGAUGUCAUAGUGUCCACAAGAUGAACUUUAGGCCACAGCAAGUAAUUUUUAUGGGUGACAUUGGCGUGCGCAUAAUUUUCGGCUGAUUUUG